Molecule: messenger RNA, 2616 nt
Organism: Aspergillus glaucus CBS 516.65
Lineage: Eukaryota; Fungi; Ascomycota; Eurotiomycetes; Eurotiales; Aspergillaceae
Product: putative C6 transcription factor (NirA)
Exons: 5
Coding region: 1-2616 (871 amino acids)
Biological process (GO): regulation of DNA-templated transcription; DNA-templated transcription
Molecular function (GO): zinc ion binding; DNA-binding transcription factor activity, RNA polymerase II-specific; DNA binding
Source: RefSeq, a predicted model, not a curated record
AUGCAGGAUUCUCAGGCACCCAAGGACCCUCGGGUGACCGGCAAGGCAAAGAACGCAAGCGCAGAAGACAAAGGUUCGGCGUCCAAGAGACGCUGCGUCAGUACUGCUUGCAUUGCUUGUCGCCGGAGAAAAUCAAAAUGUGACGGGAACCUUCCAAGCUGCGCGGCCUGCUCCUCCGUCUAUCACACGACCUGCAUCUACGACCCCAACUCCGAUCAUCGUCGAAAAGGUGUGUAUAGAAAGGACAAUGGCACUGUACGAACGGCUCGGAAUACAACGUUGCAGACUAUCAUUCAGGCAAUCCUGAAUUACGGGGAUGAAGAGGAGGCAUUUGAGCUGGUGCGACAGAUACGGUCAUGCGACAAUCUGGAAGAUGUAGCAGAAUCGAUCGUGAAUCAGGAGAAAGGACUCGCAGCGUCUGCUAAUGCUGGGCCUGCCGACGAGGAUCUCACGCAUGCAGAUCGGUUCGAGUCUGAAUUAGCGGACAAGGUCAGCGAGCUCAUGUUGGACGGUUCUCGUAAAUUCAUUGGAGGCACUUCGAAUCUCAUCUUCCUACCACCCGGGUCGGAACUCUCCGAGCUUAAUACCGCCAAUGAACCUGGGCAUGGCGAUUUCGCGGUUGUCCAAUGGACGAAUGUCACGAAUGAUGAGCAGCUUAUCAGCCACCUUAUGACCAUGUACUUUACAUGGCAUUACCCCUUCUUCACAACCCUCUCCAAAGACCUGUUUUACCGGGACUAUGUUCGAGGGAUAUCCAGCCAAUAUUGCUCUUCUCUGUUGGUCAAUGCCAUCUUGGCGCUAGGAUGUCAUUUCAGCUCCCGAGAAGGCGCUUUGCAGGAUCCCCGCAAUUCGUCAACUGCAGGAAACCAUUUCUUUAAGGAAGCAAAGAGAUUGGUUUUGACCAAUGACGAGCACGAGAAUGUGAAACUCUGCACUGUUCAAGCGCUGGCGCUCAUGUCUGUCCGGGAAGCUGGCUGUGGCCGUGAAGGCAAGGGCUGGAUUUACAGCGGCAUGAGCUUCCGCAUGGCUUUCGAUUUGGGCCUGAACCUUGAUGUCACGAGCCAUGGUACACACAAUCUUGAUGAGGAGGAAAUUGACGCGCGGCGAAUCACGUUCUGGGGCUGCUAUCUCUUUGACAAGUGUUGGUCCAAUUACUUGGGUCGCCAGCCGCAACUGACAACGUCCAACUGCAACGUACCCAAAAUCGAUGUGCUUCCCAACGAGGAGGCAGAGCUUUGGUCUCCAUACACGGAUUCUGGGGUGGAUCACGAACGCACGCAGCCCUCACGGACACGAAACGUUGCAUUGCAGAUCUCCAAGCUGAGUGAGAUCAGCGGUGACUUGCUCAUUUUCUUCUAUCUCCCACCAUCUGCGGAAAAGACGCCUUCUAAACAACUGGAGCUCAAGAAACUCAGCGAGGUCCAUACUCGUCUUGAAGCGUGGAAGAAGGGAUUGCCUCAUGAAUUGGAACCUAAAGAGGGACAGCUCCCUCAGGUUCUAGUGAUGCACAUGUUCUAUCAAGUCCUUCUCAUCCAUCUAUACCGUCCCUUUUUGAAAUACAACAGGUCGACUUCGCCACUUCCUCAACAUGUCUCGCCGCGUAGACUAUGCACACAAUCUGCUUCUGCCAUCUCGAAGCUGCUUCGGAUGUACAAGCGUACAUAUGGCUUCCAACAAAUUUGCAACAUUGCAGUCUACAUUGCACACACCGCCUGCACCAUUCAUCUUCUGAACCUGCCAGAGAAGAAUGCCCAGAGGGACAUUAUCCAUGGGCUCCGGAAUCUCGAGGAAAUGGCUGAAAGCUGGCUCUGCGCACGGCGCACCCUUCGCAUUCUGGACAUAUCUGCCAAUAAGUGGCAAGCCCUAUUGCCGCAGGAGGCGUCUAUCAUCUUUGAACGUACACAUGCCAAAUGGGGAUCCUGGGGAUCCUGGGAUCAACCAACAUCCCCGUCCGCGAUUUCGGAGGAAUCUCCGCCAGCGGCAACGCCUCCUCGUAUGCCCACCGCUACAAUCAACUCGCCAUCGUCGCAUCCCGCGCUUUCUCAGCAAAGCAACUUCCAGUCCAUCUCCGCAGGCUUGGCUAUGCCGAUGACACCUCAGUACCAGCAAGGAAACACCAUCCCUACACCGGUCGCCGCUACGCAGCCGCCAAGUCGCCCAGUGAGCAUCCAGCGGCAAAGGCCCGAUAACCAGUUCGUACCAGAACCAACCUAUCUACGACCGGUAUCCCAUCUUUUCCACCCUGUUCAAGCCGUUCCUUUCACACAGCAUGAUGCGUGGUACGAUGCCAAUCCAAUGGAUAACCAACAAACAAGUCCAUCUGCCGGUACAGAUGCAUCCCCAAUGACUGGUGGCUUCGACGGUUCAACUACAAACCUCGUGGACGAAAGUCAAGACUGGUGGUCUCGCAACUAUAUGGGGAUGGGUAAUUGGGAGGAAGGAUGGAGUGGGAUUACUGGUUCUGCAACAGCACCAACUCCACUACAACAGUUGUCUCAUAUGCAGACAAUAGCAGGGAAUGACAGUGAAGUACCGUCGCAGACGAUGGCGUUGGGGCAGGGUCCUAAUUCGCCUGUUUAUGGGAGUAUGGGGUUUUCGCAAAAUCUUCAACAAUAA